This is a messenger RNA of Aplysia californica (California sea hare), 15112 nucleotides long. RefSeq names its product protein furry homolog. Gene Ontology annotation, cellular component: cell cortex; site of polarized growth. The record is from RefSeq and is a predicted model, not a curated record. Gene Ontology annotation, biological process: cell morphogenesis; neuron projection development. Lineage: Eukaryota; Metazoa; Mollusca; Gastropoda; Aplysiida; Aplysiidae.
UUUACCUUUACUAUUACGCUGUAAAUUCAUGGCAGAUAGAAUGAUAAAUCGAGGAAUUUUGAUGGAGGAAAAGGAUUUAUAUCGCUUUAUGGUAGGCUAAUCGUUAUUGAAACUAUUGCGAGGAAGGCUUUUAUUUGUGAUGAUAUAAAAGAAUUGUGUGAAAAGAAGAGUUGGAAUGUCUUCCCAUAAUCCCUCAGCCCCACCUGGUGCGGGGUCAGGAUCAGCACCAUCUCCAUCUCUGCUGGCUGCCAGCUCUUUUAAUGGCACUGAAGGGGUUGUGAGUUUUCCAUGGAGACGAGAGCCGUCUCAGGACGUUGUGUCUGCGGGGAUCAGCCGAGAUGCCAAGGCUGGCGAGUAUAUCCUGCAGAAUCUCUUUGUGGAGUUUUGUCGCAUCACUGAACGGAGGAUUGAGCUGGUCUUGUCAGAGCCCUUGGAGAGGCCACUUUCUAAAUCAUUACAGAGGGGUGAAGAUGUCCAGUUUGAUCAGGUGCUGAGUGCGUUAGGCAACGUGGCGGAACACUGCCUGCCCUCCAUCCUCAAGACACUGUUUGCCUGGUACCAGCGACAGAUGAAAGAUGACAGUCCUUUUUUGGACUCUCGUCAGAGACAUCGUAGUAAAGGGAGCAAGGACUAUCUUUGUGAGAGGAGAGAUCUCGCUGUUGAGUUUGUGUACUGUCUGGUGCUCAUUGAGGUGCUAUCUAAGCUGUCAUAUCACCCUGGCCACGAGGACAUGGUGGGCUACAUCAUUGACCAGUGUUUCCGACACUUCAAAUACAGGGAUGGAUCUGUGUUCCUGGCUGUUCGUAAAAAGUUCAUGAAUGAGCUGAAGGAGCUGAAGCUGCGCGACCAGACGCCGUAUACAGCACAGAGCAUCAUCAGCCUGCUCAUGGGACUCAAGUUCUUCAGGGUCAAGAUGCACCCCAUCGAGGAGUUUGAAUUGUGUGUCCAGCUUCUGCUGGAACUGGGUCACUACUUCCUGGAGGUCAAGGACAGGGACAUUAAACAUGCGCUGGCUGGUCUCUUUGUGGAGAUUCUGCUUCCUGUGGCUGCUACUGUGAAAAACGAGGUGAACAUCCCAGUCCUGAAGAAACUGGUGGAGGAUUUGUACACAGUCACAGUGGAUAUGGCUACAAAGCGCAAACACACACUGCAUCUGUUCCCCCUGGUGACGUGCCUGCUGUGUGUCAGUCAGAAGCAGUUCUUCCUCAACAACUGGCACUACUUCCUGUCCAUGUGCCUGUCGCAGCUCAAGAACCGUGACGUGAAGAUGUCACGUGUGGCCCUCGAGUCUCUCUACCGUCUCUUGUGGGUGUACAUGGUGCGCAUCAAGUGUGAGAGCAACACGGCCACCCAGAGCAGGCUACAGAGCAUCGUGAACAGUCUGUUCCCCAAGGGCUCCAAAUUGGUCACACCCAAGGACAUGCCCCUCAACAUCUUUGUCAAAAUCAUACAGUUCAUUGCCAAGGAACGGCUGGACUUUGCCAUCAAGGACAUCAUCUUUGACCUCUUGUGUGUGGGCAGAAAUAACAAGUUCCUUACACCAGAGAGAAUGAGCAUCGGUCUGAGGGCAUUCCUUGUGAUAGCUGACAGUCUCCAGCAGAAGGACGGGGACCCACCCAUGCCGCAGUCCUCUUCCUGUCUGCCUUCUGGAAGCACGGUGAGAGUGAAGAAGACGUUUCUCAACAAGAUGCUGUCAGACAUCAGUGCAAAGUCCAUCGGUCUAGCUCCGUACUACCCGUACAUCCUCAAGACGUUUGACUCCAUCCUACGGGCCCUGGACCUACAGGUUGGCCGCUCACUGCUCAUGACCAAGUCGGAGAAUGCGAACAAGGAGCCUGAGGAGAUGAUCACAAAUGAUCGCAAGCCAAAGCUUGACCUCUUCCGCACAUGCAUCGCAGCCAUUCCCCGCCUGAUCCCGGACGGGAUGACGUCACAGGAGCUGGUUGAGUUGAUUACUAGGCUGACUGUGCAUGUGGAUGAGGAGCUCAAAGUGCUGGCUGUUCAAGCUCUGCAGAAUCUCAUGUCGGAGUCUGUCGCAUGGCGGGACCAUGUUGUUCACGGUUUUGUCCAGUUUAUCCAGAAGGACAUCAGCGACACCAAGCCAGCCCUACUGGACAACACACUGCGCCUGCUGUCCCAGCUCCUGGUUCAGUGGAAGUCAACGCUCACCCCGGCCAACAAUAGUCAGCCCACUCCCAAGGACUCUGCAAUGUCCGUGGCUCAUGUGGAGGUACUCCAUGAAGUGGAGGGUCUGUGCCUGGUCAUGAUGUGCAGUUGCCGUGUGGUCACCCGAAAACUGGCUGUCCACUUGCUGAAGGAGGUCCGAAACAUCUUCAACAUGUACUCUGAACACCAGGUGUGUAGUGCUAGUCUGCUGGAGGUCAUCGACAAAGCCUGUCCUGCUGUGAUGGAGAAGCUCAUGCCCCUCUUGCCCUCCUCCGAGAAGCCCAUCCUGUUGACCCUCCCGUCCAUGGACCUGGCCUGGGUGACUGACCGUGCAGUGACUUUGUGGCUGCCCGCUGGAGGUGGCAGCAUGCAGGACGGACACCAGAUCAACUACAGUUUCCACCGGGUGGACAUGUGGAUACGGUGUAUAGCUGAGUUCGCAUCCACUGAGCAUGCUCAAACACUGUGUCCACGAGCAGUUGCACAUGCUUGGCCUAUUGUGUACACACGGCUUAACGCAUUGUUUCCUCUUGUGGAUCCCAGUGCUCAGACAGAGCAGACGCGAGCUUCGUCCAUCCUGCGGUCAGCUGGCAGCAAGAAGGGCACGUCGGAGAAGGACGUACACAUGCAGCUGUGGCAGAACUACGUGAUCAUGGCCUGCACUGUGGCCAUGCACAGUAACUGUCUCCUGCACCGCUGCUCCUCCCCAGAGCUUGGGGCGGCAUCCUCCCCUGAGUCGGACAAAGCGCUAACCGUCCAGGCGUGCACGGCCACCAACCUGUUUCAGCGUCUGGUCCCACUCAUGAGGUGUGACAGUUCUGACAUGAGGGACACCAUUGUCAAUGGGCUUGGAUACUGCAACCCUGGCGUUUUCAAAGAGUUGGCGGAAGAACUGCUUCCGUUCCUGAAGGAAGCCAUCGACAAGAAACAGGACAACCUGAGACGUAGGAGGAAGAGGGACAUCCUGAGGGUGCAGCUGGCUCACAUCUUUGAGCUGAUGGCAGAGAACAAGGCUUUUGCUCAGAGUGAGUCUGGUGUGAUCGACAUGGAGACGGGCUCCCUGAGCUCCAUGUUUGUGGACUAUAUUGACGGGGCUCGCCAGUACCUGGAAGGGGAGAACGACCGUGACCUCCCCAUCCUGCAGGAGAUCCGACUCCACUUCAGCGGCUUUGUGCAGCACCUCAUCUGUAACACGCCCAUGGAAUACAGGAAGAAGCUACUGUCAAGGGACUUACGUUACAGUCUCUUCCAUCUGUUUGCAAACUGGAGCGGUCAUUUUAACCUCACCUUUGGCUCAGGAGAUAAACGCCACAACAAAGAGGAGCCCUGGAGUGAGCAGGAGUUGUCAGCUGCCCGGGCCAUGUCGGCCGUGCUGUGCUGUGGGAAAGUGUUUGACGCUAACGGCCUCAACGAUGAUGGAUAUAUCUACCACUGGCUGGACACUCUGCUCAGUUCUCAUGAUGACAAGAUGAGACCGAAGAUCUACGAGCUGGCCAAGGAGACGGUCUUCCUACUGCUGGACUUCAACUCUGAGGCCCAGGCCCUGCUGGACUGGGUCAUUGACCGCUGUUACACGGGUCAGAAUGAGGUGGCUGACGGUUGCUUCAACGCUCUGGCUGCUGUGUUCCAGACCAGAGAGUACCCGUGUGACCACGUGGCCAUGCUCAACCUGUCUGUGCUCAAUGUGGGCAGCCCGCGCAUCUCCACCCACGAGACGGCGGUACAGCUGCUGCAUCUGCUGGAUCUUAGGUUUUUUCAAGAAGCUCCAGUGUUCCGUGAAACGCCUGGAGAGUGCGGAGGUCACCCGAUGACCCCUCUCAACGACAUUCUGCUCUCCGUGUCCUACUGCAACUCACAGAUCUUUGUCUCAGAUCAACUGGCCCGCAUACACACGGACCUCACCAUGCCAAUGUUCUCUGAGAUCACUCAAAGGUUCCAGACAGCCCGACCUUCUGUUCGGCAGACGCUGCUGAAGUACCUGUUGCCAUGGUUACACAACAUGGAGCUGGUGGACCCCUCACUGCCCCAGAACUCCCCACUGGCGUCGUUCCUCACGCGACUAACGGACGCACAGACGGACGUGUUUGUGCCGCCACUCAAGGGAGAGGGCUGGGGCUCCACACAGGCCACAGAGAUGGUGUUGAACAACUUGUUCUACAUCACUGUCAAUUUUGGCGAUGAGCACCCGCUGGAAAUCGAGGCUCUGUGGGCUGCGCUGGUCUCCUGCUGGCCUUUCAACCUGAAGGUCAUCAUCCGCUACCUGGUGAUCAUCACCAACAUCGCAGCCGUCGACCUCUUGCCAUAUGCCAAACGUGUGGUCACCUACUUGGGCAGAGCUAAACCAGAGAAACUGGUGGAUGAGCUCAUGAAUGAGCUGCAGACGGUGGAGACUCUGAACGUGAACAUUGAGCGCACCCAGACACCGCCGUUUUACAGACUGUGCAGCAUCAAGAAGCCGACAUCGGCGCCUAGUGCAGCAGACGAUGAGAAGACGGUCAGUCCCGUGCCGGACUACCAGCUUGAGAAGGGAAUUCUGCACACCAAGAGGCACAGUGCUAAUGAGGAGGUGCAGCACGAGAGCACCCCCAGGACAAACUCCACAGCAUCCCUGAAGAGCAUUACAAGCAACAGUACAGAAUCAACUGCAGAACAGAUGGUCUUAGAUGAGGAUGUGAUUGGUCCAGCCCAAGCCCGGUGCAGCAGUGUGGAGAUGAGACGCAGUGAGUCGCCUGCCCCUUACCCACUGCCCAUGCCGGCGUAUGGAGGCUACUUCGCCCCGCUCAACGAAUGUUUGCCGGAGAACUUCUCACCUACACCAGGUUUUCAUAGGAGCAACAUUGCAGUGAUGUUCCUGUGUGACCUGGUUUUGGACGGCCUGGAGGUGGACUGGUCACCUCACCUGCCUCUCAUGUUGCAUGUCAUCUUUCUAGGCCUGGACCACUCAAGGGCACUUGUCUACGAACACUGCAAGAAACUGCUGCAGAAUCUUCUGCUGUUAGCCUCCUCCCAAGAGCAAGUGUCGGCCGCCACUUCAAGACUGCUGUUGGCCUUCCGCAGCUCUGUGGCUGACACGCUGAAGGUCAUCUCUGAGGACAGGGAUGCGCAGCUUACGUUAGAAACCCCGUCGCGUGACCCCCACAUCCAGUACAUCACCAAGUCCACGUUCAGCAUUGACAGCAGUGCCACGAUGACGCCUGACUCCACGACUGAGUACACCGACCCGGAGAUGUUGAGCACCGUCGAUGAUGUCAUCAAGGCCAUGCUUAGCUUCAUGGAGUCCAGAAAAGGUCGGCCUCUGUGGAGCUCGGAGGACAUCACGCCCAAGAUGCUGAGCACACAAAGCGCUACACACCUCAGCUACUUCCUCAAGUACACAGUGCGCUGCUUCAAGGAGUUGUCCCCCCUAGCCCUAGUGGAACAGCGCUGGUCCCAAGUCUCUCUACAGCUGGCUCUGUCGUGUUCCUCACGUCAUUAUGCUGGGAGAUCUUUUCAGAUUCUGAGAGCCCUACAGAUUCGUCCAUCCACUCAGAUGUUGUCGGACAUUUUGUCUCGUUUGGUAGAGACCGUCGCAGAGCAAGGGGAGGAUAUGCAGGGUUACGUCACAGAGAUGAUGCUGACUCUUGAGGCAUCCAUCGACAACCUUGACCUAGAGUUCCGACCAAUUGACUUCAUGCGAGAGCUCUUCAUGUCCACUCCCAAUCUGGCCAAAGACGCUACAGACUCGCGCCGCAGCGCCAUCACCGCGCCCAGACAGGUGCAUCCACACCAUGCCCGCAGCACCAGCUACACAGUAUCAGCGUACACGCAGAGAGCCUAUGCUGGGGGAGGUGACGGAAGAAUCCGCAGCUGCACGGAGGUUGAGAGUCGCAAGUCCAACCUGGGCCGCUCCCGGUCGGCGCAGUCGCUGAAAAAUCUGGACCAGACGGGUGCGGAGGACAAACUGACUCUGGUCACUCAGAUGUUCUGGAUGACUGUGUCGUUGCUGGAGUCCGAUUAUGAGUACGAGUUUUCUCUGGCCGUGAAGCUUUUGGACAAGAUCCUGUGCCACCUUCAGCCUGAACGGCCUGAGUGUCGUGACAAACUGGACAAAAUUCUCAACCAGAUCAAAUGGCCUAACUUCCCUGGGGUUUACAUCCUAUUGCUGAAGGGCUGCACAUCCCCUAUGGCUUCCGAGUCUACCUGGGCCCUGUUGUCUAAGAUCAUCCUGUGUGUCAACUCCCCUGUCAUCGACCCCUCCACCAGCUGGGGUUUCCCAAUGGUGACGAUAGCCCUUCUGCCCUACCUGGUGCAAAACUACGAGAACCCCAGUCAGAUUUGCCGGGACACAGCAGACAGAGUGGCCCAGGUGUGUAACCACCAAGGUGACCGGUUGUCCAACCUGGCCACGGUGAUGUCCCUGUACAGCCGCGGUACGUUCGGCAAGGACAGCUUCCAGUGGACUAAGUGUGUGGUCAAGUACCUGCUGGACGAGUACGCCCCCAGCGCCGUCAGUAUGGUCUCUUUUCUCGUAGAGGUCCUGGAGAAGGGUCAGCCUAGCUACCAGCAGUCUUGUCUACAGAUUCUGUACUGUAUGGUCCACUAUCUGGACGUUCAGAGCGCCACCAGCACAGUGGUCAACCAGGAGCUGUUUCAUGCUGUCAGCAAGUAUCUACAGAGCCACCACUGGCGUGAGGCGCUGAAGAUUGUGAAGCUGGCGGUGACUCGGUCAUCCACCCUGGCUGCCCCUCCCCCCUCCUCGGGCGCCACCACUUCCUCCAGCGAGCUGACCAUGUUCUCUCACUCAGCGCUCACGUCUUUUGCUGAGGCCGAGAGUCUCACGAAGUUUAGCAAAGAGUUGCCUGGUCGUACACUGGACUUCACUAUUGACCUGUCCAAAGUCCCGAUUAUUGGCCGCAAGUUUAUUUCCCCUGAGACAAACAAGCCAUCCGCAGCCGAAGAGAAGGAGAGGGCUACGUCUUCGUCCAUCAGCGGCUCUGCUGUCUCGUUGUCACGGAAACCGUCUAACAACCAAGACCUGGACUCUGUGUGGCGUAGACCACAGGCCUCACAGGCUCGUACUCGGGAGAGGCUGGUGAACUUGUUGACCUGCUUUGGCCAGAGAGUUGGACUGCCCAAGAGUCCAUCUGUUAUCUUCAGCCAGUCGAGUGACACGCUGGAUCACCAGGCGAGUGUGGGAGGAUCUAGUGGGGAGGAGACAUCGCUGCCGGAGGCCUCAUCCAACGACACCCUGCUGGGCAAUGAAAGCAGCGGUAACGAGCUGAUGGUGACCUUCAAGGGAUUCGACUUCCUGGACAAUGAGCUGGAGGAGUCGGAGUCUGAGGAUUUCUUCUUCCAACUGGGCGACCGCCGUCACUCCCUCCAUUUGGAGCAUUCUCCAACCUCCUCUGGACGUCCAAACUUUGGCAGCGAACCAAACCUGCAGAUGAUGUCCACUCUGCCAAAGGUUGUAGGGUCACCACGGGACAGCGUCACGGAGCAGCCCUCAACAGAUGAGGAGUCGGAGAGUUCAGAGCAAGAGACCAGUGGAGCGACGGCAACCUCUGACCCCGCCGUGGGCUCGACCUCCAUCCAAGUCAACAGCUCAGCCCUGGGACGUCUCCGCUCUAGCCCACUGACUGCAUCCACCCAAAGCCUGUCAAGCAACACCCCAAGCGAGAGUGACACGGUGGACCUCAAUUCCUCCCAAGCCUCCCCUGCCCUCUCCCAGCUGUCCGCAGCCCUCCUCACUCUCCCUGCAGAUGAGGUGGAGGAGGUGUGGAGGGCCCAUGUGGUCAAGGUCAUGGCUGAGUGCUCGCUCACACACGUCGGAAAGACUUGUCAGAUCUUCCCAAGGCUCUUCCGGGAACUGCGCAAGCGUUUGACCACAAUGACCAAAGAGGCAUGUUACUACAUCUCAAAGUCAGAGAGCCUGAAAAAUGUCACGUCCCAGAUCUUGCAAGUUUUGGACCUAGUUCACCAGCAGUUGGAGUGUCCGUUCCUCUACUCUGAGUCAGAUUCGCUCCUGGGGUCUCGCCUGCUGGACCGUCACCGGUUCUGUGUGCUGGAGAUACAGGAGUGUUUUGAGACGUACUCGCUGAGGAAGGACCAGGCAGAGCAGAGUCUGGAGAGUCUCAAGUCCUCCAUCAAGCAGCAGUCGCUCGGGGAUGGAGGAUCCUUCAUCUUCUGCGGAGAGGAGCAGCAAGUGGAGCUGUGUCACCGCCUGUACAAGCUCCUGUUCCAGCUGGUCCUGCUGUUUGAGUCCUACCUCAAGCUUCUGGACGCUUUCCACCUGGUCACAGCCUCCCCACAGGUGAAUGACAUGUCUGGCCAGGUCAUCUCGGUGCGUAAAGAGCUGGUCCUGGCUCUGGAGGAGCUGGACAAUGGUCAAGCCUCACCGUUCAAUGUGGACACCAAGGUGGUCAGUAAGCAGGAGGCUGUGGCUGCCCUGGCUGAAUAUCUGACUGGUGGCCAGUACCUGAGGGCCAUACAGAUACUGAGAUGUUUUAGGUGUGUUUGCGCUGACUAAAACCAGCCUGGAGUUGACUCCGCUGUAUGGUCAGCUGAUGGACAUCAAUGUGAGCCUGAACAGCUCCUCACCCCCUGGCUCAACAUCUGCAUCUCUGACCUCAGCUGCAGCCGCAGCAGCUGUUCCGAGCUCUUCCUCUGGCCCGCCAUCAGCUCCCACACAGACGGGAGGUCGCGAUAGCCGUGGUAGCUUCAGCAGUGGGGGUGGUGGGGGGGACGGUGGAGGGAUCUCCCCAGCCAGACUGGAGGUCCUGCUGCGGUCGUCUGACUCCAGCAUCUUAUGACUAUAGGAGAAGAACACACCUCGGAGCCCCAGGCUGGCGCCGUACUAACGCGAGACUGUCAUGGACUGGACCAGACUGGCACAGACUCUGACGGGCGUCGGUUUUGUAGAGUGCGACAGGCAGCAUGUGUGUAUGUACUGAAUGUGUCAGUUGUUGUAUGAAGGGGUUGAUGCCACCUGCACAUGAUGGGGGGGCACAUACUCUCACACACAUACACACACCGCAUACACAUACGCUCACACAUGCAUAAUGUACACCACACACAUUAUGUUGUCACAUACAUACAUAUAUACUUGCAAACGUACACACAUGCCCAUACUAAGAUAUAUGCCCAUUCACACUCUCUCACACACACACACUCACAGAAGCAUACAUGCUCACGCACAUAAUAUGUGCAAACAUGUACACGCACGCCCACACAAACCUGCUAGUCCGUACACACUUGCACUCACUCACAGAAGAUUAUGUGCUCACACAUACAGACAUACACGAUAGCAUACACAGACGCAUGCAUACACCACUAGCCACUCUCUGUCAGUGCACAACAAAGGGGCACUCAUUCUGAGAUGUGUUCUUGAUUUUGUCACAAACAUCGUCACUUUGUCUUGAGCACUGACCAUAUAACUCGGGACUGGCUAAUUGUCCCUUCACUUCAGAUCUUGUUUCAUCAGUGUUAUUCCACAAUCACCCCAAUCAGUUUCUGAGAAUUUCUAGAUACAACAAUUAUUUGAAAUAAGAUAUUAAGGGCCAUCUUACAGUGUAGAUUCAUUUUGUUUGAAAUAUUUCCUUUUCUAGUUUUUAGUUUUAAAAUGUUAAAGGACAAAGUCAUGGUUCUGAUUUUGGGCACUCUGCCUUUCAUGAAUUUUCUCAGUUACUGGGGAAAGUCUGUAGAUGCAUUGUUAGCUCUGUUAGCGUCACUCUCAGCUAAGAUGAUGAUGACCCUGGUUCGAAUCCCAAUGGGACAUUCUUGCGUUUGGGUUGUUUGGGCAGCUUUUUCAUCGAGGCUCUCUGCCUAUUUUGCUCAGUCGUACUGAGUGGGACUUGGGAGUUCAGAGGUCCCACCUCAUGAGAAACUUGUGCAGUAGUGAAAGGAACAUUCUGCUCAUAGAAAUACCAGUUUGCUUUGAAGUCUGUGAUUUAGAUGGUGAGUGCUCAAGUCCGCUGACAUGUUUGUAAAGGGCUGGAAUCUCAUACUGCAUUUUGUGAACACCUUUUUGUUGACAACAGGCUGCAGAUCUUAAUUUAAUGAAAUAUUAUGUGAGAAGUUUCAUGCUCAAUGUUUCUAAAACUUUAUGUUUUUGAAUGGCUGAAUUUGAAAAGGAAGGAUUUUGUUUUCAGAAGAGAAUGUAUGCACUUUUGUAAGUGUAGAAAGAGAGAAAAUGAUUGUGAUGACUUUAAAGUUAACUACUCUUUUAAAGAAAGACUGCUUGUGUUGACAGGUUCAAGAAGUGGUCCCAAAGAGAGAAUGUAUUCAUUCUACUGUGACUGUGACCAUCAGAUGUCACCGUUGUGAUUAUUUUCAAGAUGUGAUGUCCCUCUUUCAUAUGUGGGAGGGUGUGAUGUCUCUUGUAUGAUUUGUGUGACCAUGGCCUGUUUUAUUAUUAUUUUUAAAACAUUGUGUGACCAUAUUGUCCCUGUCAUGAUUUACAACUAAGAGAUGUCCCAGAUACUAAGGGAUGUCCCCAUCAUGAUUGUCCACUAACAGUUGUCCUUGUCAUGAUUUGUGUCUAAAACUAAAAGAUGUCCCCAUCAUGAUUGUCUACUAACAGAUGUCCCCACUAACAGAUGUCCCCAUCAUAAUUUGUGACUAACAGAUGUCCCCAUCUUGGCCUGUCAUGAUUUGUGACUAUGAGAUGUCCUCUUUCUGAUUUGUUAUUUUGAGAUGUUUCCUUUUAUGAUUUAUGUGAAAACAAGAUGUCGCAGACAUUAUUUGUGAUCACUUGGUGCUAGAUGAUAAAAGUGAGUUUUCUAUUAACUUUUUGAGGUUUAUUAACCCUUAGAGCGCUGACUUCUUUCCCCUUAUAUUUUCCCUCUGUGCUGAAUUUAUUUAGGAAAAACGCAAGAUUAGCACAUACGCUUUUUUUUUGGUAAUAACUUUUUUAUUUGUCAAAAUUUCUAAUGAAAGUAAGAAUAGAUUUUAGAAUAUUGAAAGUUUUUUACGAAUAUGUGAAGCAAAAAGUAUUUUGUUAAGUUAUUGUUGUAGUAGUGGUGUUGGAAAUGACUGAAUAAAAACUGCCGGUUCAUUAGUUCUCUAGAUCUAGACCUGAGUCUAGAUGCUUCGUAGGCCUACGUUAUAUUCCACAAAGUGUUAGCUCUAGCAUCAAAACCCUCGAAAUCAUCUUCCGAUUCAAGGAAAAUACGCGGAACAUCUUCAUCUGAAUCUGAUGGGACUCUAUUUUCAUGUUCGUCGCGGGUCGCAAUCGCGAAUUUUCCAACUUCGCUGUCACUCGACUUCAACGUAAAACAAAAGACUCCUCAUGUCUCGAUUGAACCCCGUGACAAGAAAAAUGGCGGGCGAAAUCAAUUCCGCAUGACCUACCAGCCAGCAGUAUAAAAAUUAGUACUUUAUUCUUGUCGUAUAUCGCGUUAUACUAUGCCAAUGUCUAUCGCGGUCGCAGUCAGCACUUUACGGAAGUUCGGGCCGUCGCUCAGCACUCUAAGGGUUAAUUUUGUUUUGGACAAAAGACUCUUUGGAUCAAAGUGUCACCUGCAGUUGCCAUUUCCCCAACUCUGUCGCACUUGAGCUGAUUAGUGUCAGCAUUUAUUCCCUCUGUGAACUCUACCACUUUUAUCUGUGUAUUGCGUUUUCCGAAAAUAUGUGUGUGUGUGUUUGAACAGGAAAGAGUUAAAGACCCGUAGAAUCUAUUCCGGUAUGGAGGGACACUGUGUACCCAAGCGGGUGAUUGCGAGGAUGUAUUUCUGUGACCAAGGGUGAUUUAACUCGAGAAUUAUAUCUACUCAUUGUAAGUUUUCCGUCUUUUUUUUUUUGCUGUGAUUUUCUUUUCUUCUACAUUUCCUUUUGUCAGUUGUAGAUUCUUUUAACAGCAUCACAUCUGAUUUUUUAAAGAAAAUAACCUAUUUUUUGUCACCUAUUUUUCCCUCAUCUAUCAGGUAGUCAGGCGCCAUUUUAAAAUAUUUAUUUGUACAUAAAGCUCUUUCCUGGAACUUGCAAACCACUCUUAAAUACCUGUGUCUGUCAUUUCUUUUAAAACUUAUUUUCAUGUGUUCUUGUUCCACCUUUUCUGUUAAUGUAUUUCUCUUUUUCAGAAAGUGGGACAAACGUAUCUCAAGUGCUUUACAAAUGUCUUGCUUUAACUUAUUAAAAUUUCAUCUUUGAUUCUUUCUCUUCAUACAUGAUAAUAUGCCAAAAGUAUUUGUCUCAUCCACGCUCAUGAAUUCCAAAUGUUUCCAUUUCUAUGCUCUAUAAUUCUUCGUAAGGAGCCCAGGGCACAGAGGGAAUGAAUGAACUGUUCUGUCCAGCACAUGUGUCAUGUGAUGUCGGCAGAUGUCUGCUAGUUCGCCAGUCUCACGUCCGAGGCCACCUCUUAUGUAUCGUUCAUAGCUAGCAUAACAUACAUAAUACAUUCAGUCAGACAUGCUCUCACAUACACACAUGCUCUCACACACAUAGGCUCACAAAUAUGAAUGUAUAUGAUGACCUCUCUCUCUCUCUCUCUCUCUCUCUCUCUCUCUCUCCCUCUCCCUCCCUCCCUCCCUCCCUCCUUCCCUCCCUCUCUCUUGUACUAACACCUUCACGCAUAUGUAUGUACACUCUCACGCAUGGUUAUUCACAGGAUCUGGUUGAUUGACAUUCCUAAUUCCUGUUCUCGAAAUUCUGUGGGUUCUCCUGAUGACAGUAAAAACAUCCUGAAGAUAAAUUAACAAAGAACAACUGCUUUAUUUUUGUACUUGAAAUAUUUCCAAUUCACGAUGGUUUUUUGACAAUGAGUUCUCUCCCAUGCAAGCUAUUUCCCCAUUACUUUUGUCACUUCCUCUCUGUUUUCUGGAAUGCGCACUACAUUGUUCUAUAGCCAAGUAGCCAAGGUCAUGUUUUACUAGGCUACAGAAUAGAGACUUUGAACAAAUCUGUUCUUACUUUUUAACAUAUUUGCUUGUGAUUCACUUUAAACGAAUUUGCAUGUGAUUUACAUAAUCGACUGCCACUGCCACUGUCCAGGGACCAUGGGCUUCUGAUUUUUUUGGUCAGGUCAGCAUGAAUGAGGUCACAUACAAUUGUUACAACAUUAGAAAAAUAAUUACUAAUAGAAGGGGUUAGAGAAAAAAAGGUUCAGAGCGCAUUAUGCUAAAAGUAGAGUUCUUUAUAUAUGGUAACAUUUGUUAGGGAGACAACGUAACAUAAGAGUCGAAUAAAAUGACGUAAUGGCUUUAAAUCAGAGUUAUAGCCUUAUCAAAUUACCCAAACUCAGUAGUAUAUCAUCCGUUAGUCCAGCUGUUUGUUGCAGAUUUCUUGUGACUAAGAUCCUUUAUUUUGUCUUACCUCUUCAAUUGUUGUACCUGUAAAUGCUUCUGUCAGAGGUUUUGUGAAUGUAGUAGAGCAAAUGUAUCGUGUGAUUAUGUCUGAGAAUUUUCAGCUGGGACUGGUGACCAUGCAGUGAGAUGAUGUGACCUUCUUUCUUUUGACUCUCAUUUUUUAGAAUACAUUUUUUUACUGUGUGUCCUUGGGAGUGUCUUGCUAUGCUCACAGCGGUGACAUUAGCCUAGUUUUAGACAACACCAUGGAACUUUUUAUAUUCAAAUGCAUGAGGAAACUUGUUUCAUUUCUUUUGAUUAUCUUUUAAAUUGCUUCAUAAGUUUUUUGUAUCUUUUCUGUUAAUGAAUUCCUAUAAUUUUGUAUUAUUUUGUACAGGGCUGCUGCUUCACUCUAACAAAUAGGUUGUGUUGUGAUUUUCACUGAUCCUAGUCAUACUAACUGGCAUUAUUUCUUGUGUUUCAUGUUGGCAUUUAUAUAGAUAUGCUUUUGUACAAUGAAGUCUAGGAGAAAAGGAUUCAUGGUUUUUAAAGGCUUAAUCCUGAGACUGUUUGAGUCUUACUGAAAGAAAAACAACAAAAACAACUGAUGACCUAGAUGUAUCAUGAAAACGGAUUAAAACAGUUUUUGGUUCAGGUGUUCAAAGGGAAAUUGUUGUUGUUUGAUGACAUGAAUAAGGUCAUAAAGUUGAGGGUCUGCAGUCAUCUGAGUUGGUAUCAUUUAGUGUGUAUGACCCUGAUUCAAAUCUUCAGUGGGGCACUCUUGGACUUGGUUCGUUCAGGGUGUUUUUAAAGCUGUCCAUGUGCUUAUGUCAGUCCUAGUGCAAAUGAAUAUUAAACUCUGAGAUAUCACCCUUUAACCCUAUCCGUACGACAUGUUUUACUAUCGUAUCCAUAUGACGUGGGGAACUCUGUGCCUCCACUUUCCAAAGUGGAAAUUUACUCGUUAAUCCGAUCCGUAUGCUUUGAAAAAAAGUCAGUGAAAAUGAUUUUUUUGAGAAAUACUGAAAUUAAAAAAAAAUAAUGUUAAAAAUACAACCGCGGGUCUACAAAAAGACCUCAGGGUGUAUGGAUAGGGUCAAGUAGCUUCACUCAUUGUUGAAAGAGGUGUCAAGUCCAUCGUAUCACCAUAAAGGUGAACUGAGACAUUUUAAGAGGAAAGCAGCUGACUAUGCUCUUCAGAUAUUAAAAGGUAUGGAAAUGAUUGUUCGCAUCUGCUGGUGUCAAUAAUAUGAUGGUUAGAUAAUGGUGUCCCCCACCCUCAGAGGAGGAGAGAGUGUGGUGGGUAGGGGGUGGGGGGAGGGGGGGGGGGAGUUGCUUUGACAAAAGAAAUUGAAAAUUUCUCAUAGUGUCCUGUGACAUAAUGCACAUUGCACCAGUAUUGUGGAAUCAGUAUUUUGUGGGGGUUUUCUCUUUUGCUUUCAGAAAUAUUUUUCCCAUUUUCUAGCUUUUGUAUUGACAAAAAUUUUCAUUGACUGUGGUAACCGGCAGUUUUCAAUUUGUGCUUUUACUUUGUAUAUGAUCAUUAAUAACAUUUUGGAACUUUUUUGCUCAUCGAAUGAUUUCAUGUAAAAGACUUUGAAUUGUCUUCCAACUCAUAAAAGGAAAUUGUGCUGCUAAUGACCUGUGAAACGAACGUUUAAUAAAGUUAAAGUGACUAUUUCUCAGUU